UGGGUUUGGGCUACACCUCAAACGCUUUCAAGAUGCUAAAUGAAAAUACGUUAUUUUGGCAUCUAUGUGAAGAACAACAACUGAUCACAAACUCUGUAUAGCACUGUUGACUCAGAAUGGAUGAAGAAGCUCAGAUGCAAACCAGAUGCCAUAUUUUGGACUUGCCCUGGGAGGAUGUUCUUGUUCCACAUAUUUUAUGCUUUCUGCCACUGCAACACCUUGUGAGCCUGCAGAGGGUGAGCAGGCAGUUCCACAGCCUCAUCCAGGUGUAUCUGGCCAACUGCAGGACUUUUGAUCUGUCCUCGAUUGGACCAUCAGUUCCCAAGGAAGCGUUUUGCUCCAUGUUAAAGGACAACAAAGUCCUCCACAGCCUGUGUCUUUCCAGUUGUUCUGAUUGGGUGACAGACAAGGAGCUGCUGCCAGUUAUCGGCCAGAACCAGCACCUGCAGAGAGUGGACAUGAGCAGCUGUGUUGGUCUCACCCGUCACUCCCUGGUGGCUGUGUCCUUGAGCUGCAUGCACCUCCUGCACCUCGGCCUGGCGCACUGCGAGUGGGUGGACAGCCUGUCGCUGCGCAGCCUGGCGGACCACUGCGGGGGUCUGCAGUCGAUCAACAUCACGGCCUGCCGCCAGCUCAAGGACGACGCCAUCUGCUACAUGGCCAAGAAGUGCUUGAAGUUGAGGUCUUUAUCCCUGGCAGUCAACGCCAAUGUCACUGACGAGUCGGUGGAGGAGGUGGCCAAAAACUGCAGGGGCCUGGAGCAGCUGGACCUGACAGGCUGCCUGCGGGUCAGGAACCAGUCCAUCAGGACUCUUGCCGAGUACUGCCCGAAGCUGCAGUCCCUGAAGGUGAAUCACUGUCACAAUGUGACAGAGUCCAGCCUGGACCCUCUACGGAAGCGCAAUGUAGUGAUAGAUGUUGAGCCGCCCCUACAGAGGGCUCUGGUGCUUCUUCAGGAUGUGCUGGGGUUUGCUCCCUUUAUCAAUCUCCAGAUAUAGGCAAAGGGCCAUCUAUCCGUCCAACACAGGUGUCUUCAUCAAAGCAGCCGCUCUCAGCUGCUUCACAUGUGCACGUGAGUUGUUCUAAGAAACGUCAAGAUGUUUUACACUCAAGUUUAAAAAUAAUGUUGACAAAGAAUCUCAGUGGAAUGUGAUCAAAGAUGCAUAUUGAGGAUGAAGCUGAAAAUAAGUCUACCUUUGAAAAGACUGAAGAAAGCCAUGUACUUUUAAGAAUUGAUGUCUCACGUCCAAAAGAUGUCACUGCACUUUCAUUUAGUGUUUUCAUAAUGUGGCUUAAUAGAGAAGCAGAUAGUAAAGUGAAUUGUUUUGUUGUUUUUUAACCAAAGUUUACUUUUAUGUUUCAUUUAGGAGCAUUACAAAUGUUUGGGUUUAAUUAAACAUUUCAUUUUGCAUGUUUAUGACGGUUUAAAGGAUAAAUUCACCCAAAUCACGCAGAAAACAUUUUCUCACUUACGAUUUUAUGUGUCCAGGUUUUUAUUAUCUGCACCACUGAGUCUUCUGCUUUUACCACAAUACAGUGAAGAUAAAUGCAAUGUUGUUAGUGGUGCUGUCUAGUGUCUUCCAGAAAAAAACAAUCCAGAGACUUCUCUGUGAACCCUUUUUAACUGUUUCCUAAUGCAAACUUUGUUGCUCUCAGUAACACCAAAACUAUCUGCAUGUCUAAAUGCAGAGAUUUGUGAGAGAAAUGUUUUCAAAAUGUGGUGAUGCGGGUGAAGUACCCCUUAAAACCAUACCGUUAAUCAACCCAUUUCUUUUUUUUUUAAUUAAGUAUGGGUUUUUAUUAAGAAACAUUCCCGUUUAACACUUGAAAUUCAUUUUGUAAAAAGUACCUAAAUUGCUGUUGCCUAACAAGGCACAUGGAGGAUGUAAGAACUAUUAAAUUCCAAAAUAUCA
Molecule: messenger RNA, 1913 nt
Organism: Notothenia coriiceps (black rockcod)
Lineage: Eukaryota; Metazoa; Chordata; Actinopteri; Perciformes; Nototheniidae
Gene: fbxl15
Product: F-box and leucine-rich repeat protein 15
Exons: 5
Coding region: 117-998 (293 amino acids)
Biological process (GO): SCF-dependent proteasomal ubiquitin-dependent protein catabolic process
Cellular component (GO): SCF ubiquitin ligase complex
Molecular function (GO): protein binding
Source: RefSeq, a predicted model, not a curated record